GUGUUUUGGCCGCCGAGCCGAGCCAGUCAGUGCGCCGAGUGCAGGUCUGGCACCAAGGUCCGCAGCCACCGCCGCUCUCUCCUCACGUGUGCUUGCCAACUCUGAUGGGCGACUCUCUCUCCGGCCAUCUGCUCCUCCGCAGGGUGUGAUUUCGCGCACCCCACGUCCCGCCACCAGGUUCACCCUUUCAGGCGCGUGACCUGCCAAGAACUGACCUCCCCGGCAGCAAACUUCAGGACAAUAAUUGUCAUGCGGCCUGACAACAAGUGGUGCUCCGGAUUUUUGUGAGGUGGACCCAAGUUUCCUUUUGCGCUUUGACUCGCUGACUGGCUAGUUAAAAUGAAUGCGAAGAUGGUGAACACCCUGGUGAUGCUCUUUUGCGUGCUCUUCCCGGCAAGUCUGGAACAGGUGUUUGGCGGUGUGCCCACCUUUGAUGACAUGAUACCAGGUUGGUCUGAUGAUCACGUGGACCCAUACAAGGACCACGAGAUGCACCACAAAAGCGACAAUCACAACGAGGACUACACCUACGACGAGCACACGGACGCGCUGCACAACGCGGACAGUGGGCUAUACAAUGAGUCUGCGCUCACCACUCAUUCCGACAACUCAACCUCCCCGCCGGCUCAUCAUUCAACAGUCGACGCAACGGCCCCCACGGCAGGCACCUUGCGAAUCGUGCGACCGAUGCAAAACGUGACCAAGAAGGUUGGAGACACGGUCAAGAUGAGGUGCGAGGCUGAAGGCGAUCCACCGCCCAACAGCUUCAGGUGGCUGGUGAACGAUGCACCCCUGCAGGAGAAACGCAACAAAGUGACGAUCCGCAAGCUGGGGGGCGGCGCGUAUGGAUCACGCCUCAGGAUCACGGAACUCGAAGUGCACGACAUGGGCUUCUAUACCUGCGAGGCCAUCAGAGGCAAGCAAAGGGUUUCGACCACCGCCGUGCUAAGGGUCGAAGUGGACAAAUGGGGAGGUGGAGGGGCCGGCACCAACCUUCAAAACUACCCCCAUUCGUCAUUUGAUGAAUUCGACGACCUCAACGGAGGCUACCCUGAUGUCCCCUCGCACAACUCGGACGAGGACAUGGACGACGAUGACUUGGGAGUGAUCGGAGAUAAAGGGGUCGAAUUCGAGGGCGGAAUCAGACCUGAAGACAUUGGCAAGCAUUCUGGCGGCUUCGGAGGCCACCUCGGGGGCCAUCCGGGGGUGGGACUCGGGCUUCCUGGAGUCGGGCUAAGUCACCCUGACCUUUUGCCAGCUCACGCGCCAUCUCACGCUGAAGAAUUAGGAUGUCAACCAUACAGGGGCAAAGCCUGUGCCGAGUAUAUCGGCAAUAGUUAUGUUUAUGUCACGGCUGCUGCCCAACCGAUUAUUGAAAAGAAGCUUUUAGCAGCUUUUUCUGUCAUGAAGUCCUCUCGCGACCUAACGCUGGGCUGUGCUGAAUAUGCAAAACCAUCGCUUUGCUACGCUGCAUUUCCAAUUUGCUCUGAAGAAACAAGUAAGCCACGAGUUGUUUGCAGAGAGGAAUGUGAAAUACUGGAGCACAAACUAUGCGCCCUUGAGGUCUCAAUCGCCAAGAGGCACCCUUCAAUUGGUCAGCAAUUUGACCUCCCCGACUGCAGUUCUCUGCCUCCCGUGGGCUCAGAUGAAAGCAAAGACUGUCAGCGUCUCGGGAUUCCUAAUGCAAAGAAAAUCGUGAUACCAGAGCAUAAUUGCUUCAAGGACAAUGGCCAUGACUACAGGGGAACUGAAAGCAGCUCUGCUUCUGGCAGACCUUGCAUGUCCUGGACAAGUCAGCACUCCACUCUUAGUUUGGCAGCAUUCCCAGAACUCAGCGGCGGGCACAAUUACUGUCGAAAUCCCGGCGGCCAGGAGCAGCAGCCGUGGUGUUUCAUCGGCCAUACGCAAAGGGAAAUUUGCGAUGUUCCCAAGUGUGUUGAUAACAUGUGGUUAUACGCCAUUGUUGGUGCUGCCGGCGUGACCUUCAUUGUCCUCUUGCUACUCCUUUACUGCUGCAUUAGGAUGCGGAAGAGCAAAGCCCGACGGCCCACACACGCGUUCCCGUCGCCAAGAAACGGUGGCGCCAACACAAUAGGCAAAGGGAGUGGAAUCAUGAUUCCUGGACAGCAGCAGGACUCAAGGCAGCUGGUUGAAAUGAGUUCCCUGCUUGGCUCGCACCAGAAAGGACCUCGAUCUGAAGGGGGACAUUCUGGAGCUGGAAGUUCCUCCUCAGCCGGAGCUUGUAGAGCGAGGGAGUUUGUGCAGGAACACGUUCGACUUCUCCAGGAGCUUGGCGAGGGAGCUUUUGGAAAAGUGUACAAGGGAGAACUAUUGUUAGAUGGAAUGCCGACCCCAGUUGCAGUGAAGACGCUGAAGGAAAAUGCGACGGCAAAAACUCAGCAGGACUUCCGCCGAGAGGUUGACCUGAUGUCCGACUUGAGACACCCAAACAUUGUUUGCCUCUUGGGAGUCGUCCUACGAGGAGAACCACUGUGCAUGCUCUUUGAAUACAUGGCACAUGGUGAUCUCCAUGAGUUCCUAAUGGCCCAUUCCCCAUUCAAUGAACCAGAGGCUGGUGAAAUCCGCCGACCUCAACUGGACCAAACAGAUUUCAUCCACAUUUCCAUUCAAGUAGCUGCAGGGAUGGAGUAUUUGAGUGGUCACCACUAUGUGCACCGAGACUUAGCUGCUAGAAAUUGCCUAGUCGGAGAUAAUCUGACUGUGAAAAUCUCAGAUUUUGGGCUUUCUAGAGAUAUUUACUCCUCAGACUAUUAUAGAGUACAAUCUAAGUCAUUACUCCCAGUAAGGUGGAUGCCACCAGAGUCAAUUUUGUAUGGCAAAUUUACUACUGAGAGUGAUGUUUGGAGUUAUGGAGUGGUUCUGUGGGAGACCUACAGUUAUGGUUUGCAGCCUUACUACGGUUAUAGCAACCAAGAAGUCAUCGAUAUGAUCCGUUCGAGGCAACUCCUCCCAUGUCCAGAGUCGUGUCCAUCUCGCAUCUACUCGUUGAUGAUGGAGUGCUGGCACGAGGUGCCAUACAGGCGGCCAUCCUUCCCUGAGAUUCACGCACGACUCCGGACGUGGAGUGCUAUGCCGGCACCCACUCCUUCACAUGGCGCGCCCAGCAUAGGCGGCAGCAGUAGUCAGCGCUCCAGCACUGGUCCAAGCAACAACACUGGCUCGACCCAGUUGAGUAACCACCACCACCCGCAGCAUCACCACCAGUACCAGCAGCCCUACGCCUCCAGCCCUUUCAACACCUUCAACCCCAAUGUGCCCGCCCAAUACAAUGCAGUGCAGUACUUGCGGGGUCAACAGCAGCAGGCCUGCCAGAGCCCACACAGGGGCGGCGGCCAACACCACGUCAUGGGAGGGUACCACGGUGAUGGCAAGGUUUCCAAUAUCUAAACUCUGAGGAAUAGCAGGUUUUUCAAGAUCUUUUCCUUCCUGAGAAUCGUGAUUGAGGAUUUUAUUUCAAAAACUAGUCGGGCUUUUCCUAAAAUCUAUUGAUUUAAAUUAUUUCUUGAAAGUUAUUUGGAAUAAUUCUUUCCAAACAAAACGAGAUUUUUGAUGAAAAACCUGUGAAUCCUAAAUUAAACGCGUGGGAUGCUUCGUCGACUGAUCAGUUGAGAUCUGGAGGUUAAUAUCAACAGGUGCAGGGUGGCAGCUUAAAUUAUUUUCCGCGAGUUUGGUUUGGCAACUUGCAAAGUCUACUAGCUAGCUAGUACAUUUUAGAGUUAUCAUCAGACAAUAUUUGGCCACCCUGCACGUUUUAACCAAAUACCAAAGUAGGAUGAAUUUCACUAAUUCUAAGUCUGACGAAUUGUAAAUUGAAUAACAAAAUUUAAUGCACACCACGGGCAGACACGUUUGUACAAAUCUGUGAAGCUAUAAUUUUGUGGAUGUACUCCAACAACCGCAAUGAACAGUCACGCGAAUGGUGUCAUUUUGUAUAAAAGCUAUUUUAAGGAAGUAAUAUGGCAUCUAUAUGUAAAUGUUGAGUGACAUGUACCUUGACAAAAUGAUGUUUGCCAUACCUCUCUUUAAUUAUAAAUUGCUGGACUCUUGUCAAUGUCUAGAUGUCACUUGGUUGUGUAGCUGUUGUAUUUCUGUGCCACCUUAAAAAUUUAUUUAUUGUAACCUGUAACUGCAGCUUCUUCAAUUUGUCUAGUAUUUGGAGAUUGUAUCACUAAAUAUCAAUCAAAUUUGCAUUUAAUUUCCUUAGUAUUUUGGUGCAGCUCUGCAGUGGAAAUUAUUUUAACGCGCACAGAUGGAAUGUGCAGUGCUGAUUAAAGGAAUUUGAAUCACCCUUUUUUGUUAUUUUAUUAUGGUUGUGAUUUAUGUCAUUUGAAUCCUUCAUGUGUACAGAGGCAAAUUUUGUAAAAAAAAGAAUAAACAACAGAAACCAGAUAGAAUUUUUAUCAUGCUGAACAUGGAUUAGUCUGUGUGAUUUUUGUAAAUAUAAGCAUACCAAUUUA
Messenger RNA from Cloeon dipterum, 4478 nucleotides. RefSeq names its product inactive tyrosine-protein kinase transmembrane receptor ROR1-like. Gene Ontology annotation, molecular function: ATP binding; transmembrane receptor protein tyrosine kinase activity; Wnt-protein binding. Bases 340 to 3408 code for a protein of 1022 amino acids. The transcript has 18 exons. Gene Ontology annotation, cellular component: signaling receptor complex; plasma membrane. The record is from RefSeq and is a predicted model, not a curated record. Lineage: Eukaryota; Metazoa; Arthropoda; Insecta; Ephemeroptera; Baetidae. Gene Ontology annotation, biological process: cell surface receptor protein tyrosine kinase signaling pathway; positive regulation of phosphatidylinositol 3-kinase/protein kinase B signal transduction; positive regulation of kinase activity.